AUGCCAAAUCAUGUUGAAAUGGCUUCUCAUUGCUUGGUUCGAUGGGAAGAUAGUGUCAAUCAAUUUGCAGUUGUUGAUACAAAACAAUCAAAAUCAGUAUCUCCAUUAAAAAUCGGUCUCAAAACCUGCUUUGAGGGUUUUCAACGUGAACGUCGUCGAGGAACAAUUCUUUUUUUAGACUUUUUUUCACGAAAUAGCAAUUUAGAACAUCAAAUUGCAUGUAUCCACAUAUUGAUUAAAUUUUUUAUUUAUUUUCUAGGUUCAAAAAAAGAUUGUUGUGCUUAUGGACUUGAUUUAGCUGGUGAUGAUGGACAUGUGAAUAUUUAUCAAUGGAGUGUUCCUCCUGGUCUUCGGGAAGAAUCAGAAGAAAUUGCUCAAACAAUUCGUGAAAGUACUUCUUCAUUUAAGCGAACAAUAUCAACCAUGUCGUCAUCAUCAUCGAGUUCAACAACAACAGCAACAAAACAAAAGAAAAAAAAGGUUAACAAUAACAAUCCAAACGAUGAUGAACCAACAACAAAAGAUAAAUCGAUGCCAUCACCUUCAUUAGCAUCAACAACUACAAUAUGUGAUACAUUUAAUGCAUCUGAUAAAUGUGUUAGUCAAGGAUGUGGGUGUGGGUAG
Molecule: messenger RNA, 624 nt
Organism: Rotaria sp. Silwood2
Lineage: Eukaryota; Metazoa; Rotifera; Eurotatoria; Philodinida; Philodinidae
Source: the annotation of a GenBank genome assembly